Molecule: messenger RNA, 783 nt
Organism: Acanthamoeba castellanii str. Neff
Lineage: Eukaryota; Discosea; Longamoebia; Acanthamoebidae
Product: RasGEF domain containing protein
Exons: 4
Biological process (GO): Ras protein signal transduction; positive regulation of GTPase activity
Cellular component (GO): plasma membrane
Molecular function (GO): guanyl-nucleotide exchange factor activity
Source: RefSeq, a predicted model, not a curated record
AUGGUACGCACUAUUAGCCCCUGGUAUACGCCCAUAGACGUAAGCUCGAGACUCACCGAAACCCCAAUUUUAUCCAAUUUUCAGGUGGCACACUGGGUGGCCCGGGAGAUCCUGAUGGCCAGAAAGGCCGAGUUGCAGGUGCAGGUGCUAGAGAAGUUCAUUCGCCUGGCGAAUCAGUGCCUGCUUCUCAAUAACUUCAACACAUUCAUGGAGAUCGUCUCGGGUCUCAAUCACAACUCGCUGCAGCGGCUGAAGGGCCUGUGGGCUCGGGUGUCGGACAAGGCGAAGGAGCAGUGGCGCGAGAUCGACACGCUUAUGAGCCCACAGCACAACUUCAGGCACUACCGGCGUGAACUCAAGAAGCGGAAGACGCCCGUGUUGCCCUACUUUGGCAUCUAUCUGCGCGACUUCACCUUCAUCAACGACGGCAACCAGAAGUACCUGCCAGACGGCGCAAUCAACGGCAAGUAUGUAAAUUUGCUCUAUGAGCGCGUGAGCGAGGUGAAAACCUUCCAGAGCGUGUCCUACACACUGGAUUCGACCGGGCAGCCGGACGCCAAACAGUACAUCUCGUCACUCGCCAUGGAGAUCAUGUAUGACGAGGAUGAGUUGUACGCCCUGUCGCUGCAAUCGCAGCCCAGCCUGUGGGUGGAGCCGGCGAGCGAAGACACCACCUCGCAGGAAACCAGCACCGAGUCGAGCCAGGUCAAAUCGCGCAAGGGAAGCGGCUCGGAAAUGGGCCACGGGACUCUAAGGGCACGCCGUAACAAUCGCAGGUACAGC